Messenger RNA from Eremothecium gossypii ATCC 10895, 882 nucleotides. RefSeq names its product Hem25p (gene HEM25). Gene Ontology annotation, molecular function: glycine transmembrane transporter activity. The record is from RefSeq and is marked provisional. Bases 1 to 882 code for a protein of 293 amino acids. Gene Ontology annotation, biological process: glycine import into mitochondrion. Lineage: Eukaryota; Fungi; Ascomycota; Saccharomycetes; Saccharomycetales; Saccharomycetaceae. Gene Ontology annotation, cellular component: mitochondrial inner membrane; mitochondrion. The transcript has a single exon.
AUGUCUGAGAAAGCGGGUGGCGUGCCGGCACAUCUUGUGAGCGGGUUCUUUGGUGGGCUGGCGUCUGUGUGUGCGCUGCAGCCGCUGGACCUGCUCAAGACCAGGCUCCAGCAGGCCCAGGCGAGCUCGCUGCGCAGCGUCCUGCGCGAGGUGCGGACGACACGCGAGCUCUGGCGGGGCACGCUGCCGUCCGCGCUGCGCACAUCGAUUGGUAGCGCGCUAUACCUGUCGCUGCUGAACUACAGCCGCAGCGCCCUGGCCCGCGGGUCGGAGGCGCGCACUCGUAGCAGCCUGCUGCCGCGGCUGCAGUCGUAUCAGAACCUAUUGACGGGUGCGCUGUCACGGGCAGCCGUGGGGCUCGUGACGAUGCCGAUCACCGUCAUCAAGGUGCGGUACGAGUCGACACUGUAUGCAUACAAUGGGCUGGCGGAGGCCACGCGCCACAUAUGGCGCUCCGAGGGCGCGCGCGGGUUCUUCAAGGGCGCUGCCGCUACGACACUACGCGACGCGCCAUACGCGGGCCUGUACGUUCUGCUUUACGAGCAGGCCAAGGAGAUGCUCCCGCGAGCACUGCCCGCGACACUACUGGGAGCGGAUGAAAGCGGCAAAUUGACUGCCCCAGCGUCCGCGAUGGUCAACGGCGUGAGCGCAUUCCUUUCUGCGAGCCUGGCGACCACGCUGACGGCUCCGUUCGACACCAUCAAGACGCGCAUGCAGCUGCAGAGCCACCCCGUGGGGUUUGUGCAGACGCUGCGACACAUAGUGUGCGAGGAGCGUGCACGCACGCUCUUCGACGGCCUAAGUCUGCGCCUGUGUCGCAAGGCCAUGAGCGCGUGUAUCGCGUGGGGUAUUUACGAGGAGCUGCUCAAGCUGCUCCAUUGA